UAAUUUUAUUAUCAUUGAUUCACAGUUUCUUUCAGUUCAUCCCAUCACAAUGCACUCCUCGCUUCGAUGGCUCUUGGUGGCCACCAUCGUUUUUCGCGCAAGCCAUCUCACCCACGCUGAAAUCUUCAGUUCCAAAUAUGUUACCAAAGACAUCGCUCAGGACAUAAGCAAUGGUUUGAACAACCUGGCCCACGACUUAUUGGUACAGCUGCAAAGCAACAACAGCAAAGCGGAAAUCAUCUCUCCUCUAAGUAUCGGCUCUUCUAUGCUGCUUCUGCUGCGAACCGCCAGGGGCACCACACGGCAGGAACUGUUGCAGCUGAUGGGCUUGACCAAAUACCAAGAAAAUAAUCCUAAAAUACCGAGGAACUUUGCACAUCUGAUUAACGAGUUGCUUUUCGACGAUGCAACCGAAACAUCUGCGCUGGAUUAUAACGUGCCCUGGAAGUCUCAAAGUAAAUGCGAAGUCACCGACUACCAUUACGAUAGUGAAGAUUCUGAAUACGACUACGAUCGUUUCGAUAGUCUUCCAGAGGAUCCGUCCGUAAACAACGUGGUUAAGUUGGCAAAUGCCAUUUUUGUCCAGGAUGGAUUUUACAACAAUUCCAGGCUGCAUAGACUCGUUGAUAGAUAUUAUCGCAGCGAGGUGGAGUCUCUUGAUUUCCACAAUAAUCCCAGCGAAGCAAAGAAUCACAUCAACAAAUGGGCUGAAAAAAAUACGAAUGGACGCAUUCGAGAAAUUAUAUCCGACGACCUAAGCACAGAAACGACCAUGGUGGUAGCCAAUGCACUGUACUUCAAAGCAUUCUGGGAGGAUGUCUUUUUGGCUGGAGCAACGAAAAUGAGGAAAUUUUUCCCCAACGGAGAGAACGAAGAGUCGGUAGAGGCGGAAAUAAUGGCUCACGGGGGAUGCUUCCCGUACUUCAAAUCAUCGCAGCUAGACGCGAGAAUCAUGGGCUUCCCAUACAAGAAUCGCACUUCAACCAUGUACAUCAUUUUGCCAAACAGUUCAACUCGAGUCAAGCUGCAGCAGCUGAUGGAGCAACUGGAUGCUCCAACGUUGGACGGUUUGAUCUCGAACAUGACGAUGCAAACGGCAUCGGUUCUAUUCCCUAAGAUGCACCUUUCGACCUCUUUCGAGCUGAAAUCGGCCCUUCAAUCGCUGGGAACAAAGUCCAUGUUCAACCGCGGGCAGAGCAACUUUUCGUUGCUAAAUCCAGCGAAGACAAAUGCAACCAGGGAAAGCCUUAGCGUGUCCGGAGUGCUUCACAAGGUCGAUCUGGCCAUCGAUGAAUCCGGCACCGAGGGAGCCGCAGUGACGGCUACUCUGUUGGAUCGAUCAAUGCCGACGGUGAACUUCCGUGUGAUUGUACCGUUCCUGUUGGCAAUCCGGCAUGAUGCGACCAAGCUGUUGCUGUUCUAUGGCCCAGUCUAUGAUCCGACAGCGUGAGAAGAGUACUACAUUCCUUUUCAGGAGUAAGUGGCAGGAAGUUGUAAGCUUGUUAGUGUGUAAAGAAAUAUGCUUUUUCGCCAAUGUGAGA
Molecule: messenger RNA, 1541 nt
Organism: Ochlerotatus camptorhynchus
Lineage: Eukaryota; Metazoa; Arthropoda; Insecta; Diptera; Culicidae
Product: serine protease inhibitor 28Dc-like
Exons: 2
Coding region: 50-1450 (466 amino acids)
Molecular function (GO): serine-type endopeptidase inhibitor activity
Source: RefSeq, a predicted model, not a curated record